AUAUGACGCAACUUUGGGAUCAACCUCCUUCAAACGAACAAAGCAUUGAACCGUUAUAAAGCGAAUUUUAAUGACUGGCACCGGAGAUGGAACGACAGAGUGUGAACGUAGAUGUGUGCGUCAUGGCCGGGAAAGCGCUUGAUCCUAUUUCCGCUGCAAUUUUUCAAAGGAAGUGAGGUAGCGGCGCUGUCCGUCUGUCAAAACAAACGGUGCUGUGGAUAGUGUUGGAUUUGCCUUGGCUCGGAGAAAUGUCUUUCUUCGGAGUAUAUUUAGGGACGGUGAGAAGGAAGCUGGAGCUGUGGAGAGAGCUGGGCCGACAAUACCCUGUCUUCUGCUUUCUGCUCGUGCUCCUACUUCUGUCUACUGUGUUAUUGAAUAGGUAUCUUCACGUUAUAAUCAUUUUCUGGUCAUUCUUAGCGGGAGUGGUUACCUUUUAUUGCUCUCUGGGGCCCGAGACACUUCUUCCUAAUAUACUAAUUACAAUUAAAGCAAAGAAAAAGUCAGAUCAGCAAGAGCUCUUUCCUUUUGCCCACAGCUGUGCUGUCUGUGGGAAAAGUAAAUGCACAAAACACAGACCAACAUUGCUUCUUGAAAACUAUCAGCCAUGGUUAGAUUUAAAAGUGCACUCCAAGGUUGAUGCAUCUCUGUCUGAGAUUCUUGAACUUGUCCUUGAAAACUUUGUGUACCCAUGGUACAGGGAUAUUACAGAUGAUGAAGCAUUUGUGGAUGAUCUCAGAGUGACCUUGCGCUUUGUAACUGCAGUGCUGGUCUGCCGAGCACAAAGAGUUGAUAUUCCAUCUCUCAUAACACUCAAACUACUUAAAGUUGCCAUGAAGCACAUUGAAAUAAUUGCCAAAGCAAGACAAAAAGUGAAGAACUUGGGACAUCUGCAGCAGGCUGCGUUAGAGGAGUAUGGUCCUGAUCUGCAUGUGGCUUUGCGCAGCAGGAGGGAUGAGCUGCUCUACCUACGCAAGCUUACUGAGAUGCUUUUCCCAUACAUUUUGCCUCCAAAAGCUACCGACUGCAGAUCUCUUACUCUUCUGAUAAGAGAGGUUCUUGCUGGCUCUGUAUUCCUUCCUGCUAUGGAUUAUUUGGCUGAUCCUGAUACUGUGAAUCAAUUGCUGCAUAUUUUUAUUGACAACUCUCCACCUGAAGCUGCUACUGAACCAGCUUCUGCAUUUGUGCCAUUCCUGCAGAAAUAUGCAGACCAACGCAAUAAGAAGUCUUCAGUAUUAAAGCUAGAACUUAAGGAGAUCCGGGAGCAGCAGGACCUGCUGUUUCGCUUCAUGAAUUUCCUGAAGCAAGAAGGAGCAGUUCAUGUGCUGCAGUUCUGCCUCACUGUUGAAGAGUUUAACGAUAAGAUACUUCGGCCAGAACUAUCGGAUGCUGAAAAACUUAUGCUGCAUGAGGAGGUGAAAAAGAUAUAUGAGACAUACUGCCUUGAUGAGAGCAUUGACAAAAUCCGCUUUGACCCUUUUAUUGUUGAGGAGAUAAGAAACAUUGCAGAGGGUGCGUAUGCUGACGUUGUUAAACUGCAGACUAUGCGUUGUCUGUUUGAGGCCUAUGAACAUGUUCUUUCCUUGUUGGAGAAUGUUUUUACUCCCAUGUUCUGCCAUAGUGAUGAGUAUUUUAGACAACUGCUCCGGGGGGCAGAAUCCCCAACCAGGAGCUCAAGACUUGGCAGAAAUAGCGUGAGUUUGGAUGACAUCCGCUUUUCUGAGUGGGACUCUGCCAUGAGCCUAGAGUCUCUGUUCAGCUCAUCUGCAUCUGUCUGCUCUAAUGUCUCACCCAUUCUUACCUACCCAUCUGGCUCUAAUGCAAUGCGCACUGUUGUACUUAAGAACACAUCAAAGCGAGGAGAAUCAUUUGGCAUCAGCCGCAUCGGCAGUAAAAUAAAAGGGGUUUUUAAGAGUACCACCAUGGAAGGAGCCAUGCUUCCCUCUUAUGGACUAGCAGAGGGAGAGGAUGAUAUGGUUGAGGAGGCCAUCAUGGUUAUGGAGGAUGAUUUACCCAUGGAGGCUGUCAGUACUCCAAGUACACCUCGUAACCUGACAGCCUGGAGCAUCACUAUCCCCUAUGUUGACUUAUUUGAUGAUGAAGUAAAAAAAGAGAGAAUUCCUGUGUAUUGCAUAGAUGUGGAGAGAAACGACAGGAGAGCAGUGGGUCAUGAGACAGAACAUUGGUCUGUUUAUCGAAGAUACCUGGAAUUUUAUGUUCUUGAGUCCAAACUUACAGAGUUUCACGGUUCAUUCCCUGAUGCACAACUUCCAUCUAAGAGGAUAAUUGGACCUAAAAAUUAUGAGUUUUUAACAUCUAAGCGUGAGGAAUUUCAGGAAUAUCUACAGAAUCUCCUGCAACACCCUGAGUUGAGCAAUAGCCAGCUGCUGGCAGACUUUCUGUCCCCUCACAGCGUGGAGUCGCAAUUUCAUGACAAGAUGUUACCUGAUGUCAAUCUUGGGAAGAUAAUUAAAUCUGUACCUAGCAAACUAAUCAAAGAGAAAGGCCAGCACCUAGAACCAUUUAUCCAGGCGUUCUUCAACUCGUGUGAGUCACCAAAACCUAAACCCAGCCGGCCAGAACUCACCAUCCUCAGCCCCACAUCGGAAAACAACAAAAAGCUUUUCAAUGAACUAUACAAAAACAAUGCAAAUCGCUCAGAGGUCACAGAGAAGAGGCACAAUCUGAAUUAUUUUAUGGAGAUGAUUACUGUAGAAGGUGUUUAUGACUACUUAAUGUUUUUAGGACGAGUGGUAUUUCAUAUACCUGAUUGGUUGCACCAUCUCCUAAUGGGUGGGCGCAUCCUGAUCAAAAACACACUGGAAGCUUAUACUGAAUACUAUCUGCAGAACAAACUUGAUCAGGUGUUGCAAGAGCAUCGUGUGGUUUCACUUAUCACUCUGCUCAGAGAUGCGGUAUUCUGUGAGAACAGUGAACCACGCUCUUUAGAGGACAAACAAAAAAGAGCCAGAAAAACGUUUGACGAAAUGAGGAAUUACAUUCCAGAUUUGCUUGGAAAAUGUAUUGGCGAGGAAGCAAAAAAUGAGGGAAUAAGGCUUCUUUUUAAUGGAUUUCAGCAGCCAGUUCUUAAUAAGCAGCUCACAUACAUCCUGCUUGAUGUAGUAAUUCUGGAGCUUUUCCCUGAACUAAACAAAGUACAAAGAGAAACUUCUGUAAUGGCUCCAUGGAUGUAGAAAAACACCACAACAUAGAUGCAGUUUCCUGUGUACCUGCAUGUGCAAAAUCCAAUGUAAAUGUCAGAACAACCAUUUACAGUAGUGUAGUUUUAGACUAUACAAUUAUUAUUAUACAAAGCAUGACUUUAUCCAUAUAGAUUGAUGCACGGGUUUGGCCAUAACAUAAUUAACUGCAUUGAAAUGCCCAUAACAACAUAAAGCAAGAUUAAAACCUUUUUUUCUAUAGAAAAAGCUUUAUUUUUUAAAAUCUAUUUUUUCCAACUAUUAAAUUGGACUGUAUCAGUGACUGCUUUAAAAGAGUGAAUAGGUUGUGAUACACUAUGUUAAAAAAAAAAAAAUUUGUGUUGUUAAUUGUGAAAACAAUAUGUUUUAAAUGUUAUGUAACCAUAUAUUGCUGUCAGGAAAAUUAAAAUUGGACAAGUGUGUGUUUUGGGGGAGAUAUUUGUAAAUACUCUCUAUCUUGACACUACCCACUACUCUUUCAUUCACUGUUAUGAUGCAAGUGUGUGUUUACAUGUGCCUCAAUAAAAUAUUUUAUAUAAACCA
This is a messenger RNA of Silurus meridionalis, 3740 nucleotides long. Its product is annotated as sorting nexin-14-like. The coding region runs from base 249 to 3191 and encodes 980 amino acids. The transcript has 31 exons. Gene Ontology annotation, molecular function: phosphatidylinositol-3,5-bisphosphate binding. NCBI's taxonomy places the organism in Eukaryota, Metazoa, Chordata, Actinopteri, Siluriformes, Siluridae. Gene Ontology annotation, cellular component: late endosome. The record is from RefSeq and is a predicted model, not a curated record. Gene Ontology annotation, biological process: autophagosome maturation.